Messenger RNA from Notolabrus celidotus (New Zealand spotty), 5071 nucleotides. RefSeq names its product v-myb avian myeloblastosis viral oncogene homolog-like 1 (gene mybl1). NCBI's taxonomy places the organism in Eukaryota, Metazoa, Chordata, Actinopteri, Labriformes, Labridae. The transcript is spliced from 16 exons. Bases 387 to 2663 code for a protein of 758 amino acids. Gene Ontology annotation, molecular function: DNA-binding transcription factor activity, RNA polymerase II-specific; RNA polymerase II cis-regulatory region sequence-specific DNA binding. Gene Ontology annotation, biological process: regulation of DNA-templated transcription. Gene Ontology annotation, cellular component: nucleus. The record is from RefSeq and is a predicted model, not a curated record.
AUGGACAAAAAUCAUAAUGCCAAAUAGAAGUGCAGAGAAGAAGGAUAGAAAGAGCUGGGACAGAGAGCUGUGAGAGGAAUGAGGCAGUCUGCUUUAUUCAAUAUCGGCUUUUUGUGCGCUGUUUUUUUAUUAGAAACUAGUAACAGGAGGAGAAACAUGGAAACAUCUCAGUGAGAGAUGUUCUCUACAGUGAAGGAGCUUUUACAGUGAGAGCGUGAUGUUAUGGACUGUACAUUAUGUUAGCUCACUGGCUAGCUAGAUGCUGCUGCCACUCUGAAGAAGUGAGACAGCGAUUUCUAUGGAUACACGUCUUUUAAUGUGGGAUUAUAGGAAGCUGCCAAACACAGGUUCGUCUUUGAAGAGGUUCAACCAUCCUACAGACUGUCAUGGAUAACGUGAAGACACACAGCAAUGAUGAGGAUGAAGAGCUGCACUCCACAGACCCAGAGAGUAAAGAGAACAGCAAAGAUAAAAAGACCCUGUGCAAAGUGAAGUGGUCUCGAGAUGAGGAUGAAAAGCUGAAAAAACUUGUCGAGCAGCAUGGCACAGACUCCUGGAAAUUAAUUGCUAACUUCUUUCCGGGGAGGACAGAUGGCCAGUGUCAGCACCGCUGGCAGAAGGUGCUCAACCCCGAGCUGGUGAAAGGACCAUGGACAAAAGCGGAGGAUCAGAAGGUUAUUGACCUGGUACAUAAGUACGGUCCCAAGCGAUGGUCUGUGAUCGCCAAACACCUCCAGGGCAGAAUUGGGAAGCAGUGCCGUGAGCGCUGGCACAACCACCUCAAUCCAGAGGUGAAGAAGUCUUCAUGGACUCAGGAGGAGGACAGAAUCAUCUAUGAUGCCCACAAACGUCUGGGCAACCGCUGGGCCGAGAUCUCCAAGCUCCUUCCUGGACGGACAGACAACUCUAUCAAGAACCACUGGAACUCCACCAUGAGGAGGAAGGUGGAGCAUGAGGGGUACCUGCAAGAUGGCAGCAAAAGUUUCUCUUCUCCACAUGCUGGAGUGAAGCGACGCCACCACAGGCCGUGUCCUCCAACGCCAACUGAACCUCAGCACUGCGAGCGCAGCCCUCUGCCGGUUCCCGUACCGAACCAGAUGGGGGGAUAUCCGUACGACCCUCACAGCGGACACUUGAUGGACAGUCUCUCUGAUAGUUCAGGCUUCAUUCAGCCAUCUUGCCUGGAUGAUCCUGACAGAGAGCAAAGAAUAAAGGAGCUUGAACUGCUGCUUAUGUCAGCAGAGAGCGAAGUCCAACGACAAGUGCAGUGCAGAGGUCCAUGUAGUCUGGAGCAGUACUCAGCCUGGUCUGAUGGCGUCCCAGACGACACUCUGACCACGAGUAACAGCAGCCUGGAGGAGCAAGAAGAAAGAAGGUCCUGGAGGGGCCCUCCACCUCAGCUCCCGGUGUCCCCUAGCAAGUUUCUGGCUGUAGAGGCCAGCACUGUGCUCUCCACCCUGCAGACCAUCCCUGAGUUUGCAGAGACCAUGGAGCUCAUUGACUCAGAUCCUGUUGCAUGGAGCGACGUGGCCGGCUUAGAUUUGUCAGAGACUGCAACGCCGCCCAGGCACAACCAGGCGGGUUACAACUCUCUCCUGCAAGAGAGGACAAUUGAGAGCUCAGUCGUCUACACUCCGGGUGCUUUCUCUGAUCGAGACAAGAACUGUGCUCCAUUUACUCUGGGCAAUAUCGCCGCCUUGACUCCGAUCAACUCCAAACCCAGCCAGACAUCCAUCGGGAGGAGGAGGAGAAGAGAGAAGGGGGAGCCGUCUCCUCUGUGCGACAGGACCUGCACUUCCUUCUUGGAAAAUAUCUCAAAUUCUCCCAAGAAAACGCCCACAAAAUCCCUGCCAUUCACUCCUUCACGAUUCUGCAACAUAUCAGGAGCAGAGCAUCUAAAUCUGGACAACCCUGCCCUCACCUCCACUCCUGUGUGUGGACAACGCUGCCUCCUCAACACACCGCUGCAAAAAGAAACCACGCCUAAGCACCAGAAAGAGAAUGAUGGCCCACGGACGCCUAAAUUCCGAAAAACCAUCAUGAUCCCGACCCCAAGGACUCCAACGCCUUUUAAAAAUGCUCUGGCUGCCGUGGAGAAAAUGCACGGGCCACUGAAGAUGGAGCCACAGCCUUUGGCAUUUCUUGAAGAAGACAUUCGAGAAGUUCUUAAGCAGGAGACCGGAGCGGACAUCUUUAACAGAGCGGACGCCCUGCCAGACUUCAGAGCGUGGAAACAUAAUAUCGACGGCCCGGCCAGAAAGGUGCGUAAAUCCCUUGUGCUGGACCCGUGGGGAAAAGACUGCCUGAACGUCCAACUCUUUCAAGAGCAGCUCAACGAUGCACAAGUGCCGGAUGAAAGUCUACUGACGAGCUCCUCCCUGCUCAGCCUAAUCCCUGAGCAGGAGGAGUGCAGCCGAUCUUUGACAUCUGUACGAGAGGAGUCCUCAUUGGUCCCAGUUCAUCCUCAUCGCUUUACAAGCCCCCGGAUGAAGAAGCUUCUCGCCUCCCACAAAGCACCAAAACACACCAACGUACAGGUGAGUGAGUGGGAAGCGGUGGUUUAUGGGAAGACAGAGGACCAGCUGAUCAUGACAGAACAGGCCCGUCAGUACCUGAACCCGUACCCGUCGUCCGGCUCUACCUCAAGGGCCCUUGUGCUGUAAAGCCGUCCCCCUCGCUGAGCAGGCAAACACUACUACACCCCGUCCGACAACAGACACUUCCACUGACUCCUGAAAGAGACAAUUCAGUGAAGAGUUUUUCCUUUGAAGCAGAAACGGACUGCCAAGACUCUCCACAGAGAGACACAGCUGCUGGUAUUAUCGCCAUCACAUUUCUCCAUCACUGCCCUUGUAGUUUCUGUUCUGCGGUUCGGCUUGUUUUCUGCUUAAAAAACAAACCUGGCAACAUAAAAGGCCGGGUUUGUUUCCUGCUCUAGAUAGUAAUAUUGAUCAACCUACACAUACAGUAGGCUGUAAAAAGUGUUAAUACUAGCAGCGGCUGCUUCUGAUUUAAAUAUUGAUAAUAUAUUCUUCACAAAACGAGAAACAUGUACAACAUAACACUACUCACUAAUCAAUAGUUUGGAUUAAUCCACAUGGAUGUAUUUUUAAUCACACUAUGGAAAAUACAAUAAGAAUACAGUGACAGCCAUUCAUUUACAAGAUGACAGAAAAAGUUUGGUUCAGUGUUUUUGGCGACAGCAGGGUCACGUCUUCGUCGAUGAUGUGAAGUUUUCGUGGAUGUAGAUAAGAAGCUGUCAGUACUGCACUACUGAGCUGACUUUGCUGCUGAGAGAAGGAGAAGCGUAUCGAAGGGCAAACUGGAUAGCACUUGUGACAGUAUCUUUUCUAACACAGCGUUUCCUUUCCAAGGCCAUAGUGUCCCUCGUGACAUGGGUUGAAUGUAUUUCAUUGCAAUGUACAUGUGUAAGAACCUCAAAAAUGGAAGGGUACCUUAAUGUUUAUUUCUGUUUAUUUAUUAUCUGACAGCUCUAAAGCUUAGAUUUUAAUAUAAAUCGGACACCAUGAGUUUUUUUACGAAGUUUAACUUUGCUGACAAAACAGCCUAAAACCCCUCACUGCGAGCUCUACAGCAGAUCUCUGAUAGAGGAUGAUGAUUGGUCACCGUGGCUCUGGUCAGCGUAUUUACACUUCCUGACCGGGUUUCAUAUCAUCAAUGUUCUACAAAAAGCGUUUGGUCAAAGAGGACUGAGUUUUUACGUGAAGACUGUAGGUUUUAUUUAUUUAAUGUCUACUAAUUUAUUUAUUUCUAAACAAAAUAAUCAUUUAAGAGAAAUUAUUGAAGAAAUUUAUUGUCUUUUCUCUUUCAAAAUCAGGAUUGGGCUCAGUUCCAUUACUCCAAGUUAGAAGAACAUGCACUGCCAAUAAUUUCAUGAUGAUUUUUCUCCUGAUCAGAGCAGAUCUAUAAUCAUUGUGAAGUUGUAUCUAUCAUCUUGUAACAUAUAGAUAGCCCUUUGUUUCCUUUAACUCUGUGUUCUUUGCCAGUAGGUAGCAGGACUCCGUCUCCGACCUCUAAUCAUAGACAAAUUGCACUUUGACUUUUCAUUUAAUUUUACAUGUUUGUUCGUUCCGGUGAUGUAGCUCUUGUCUUCAUUUUUUUUUUGUGUGUGUGUGUUAGACUGUCUUCCUGUUUUUUUAUUUAAUGCUGACAGUAAGAUCCUGCUGCUUUGUUAUCUUGUUUUUUUUCCUGUUGUGCUGCAGAAAUGUGUGCUUUAAAGCUCUUUUAGAUGGAUGGCUGUUUUUCUAAAUAACAGCAAACAGGGUUUCAGUUUGAUCCUGCAGCCACCUGUGUUUCAAAGACUGUAUAUCCUGCUUAUCCUGCCCUUGAGCAAGACCCUCAACUUCACCCAUUCAUUAUUUGAACAACAUAUAAUCUAAAUAUGCAAAAUAUUCUCUGAAAAAGUGUUCUGCGUUAACAUGCUAACAUGUUCUGCUUCCAUGAUAAUAAUCUGUUGUCAUUUUUAACCAUCCAAACAUACUGUUCUAUAAUCUGCUGCAGAAACACUGCAGCUAUAAAUGGUCUUUUCUGUAUUAUCGGUGUUCGUAGAUCCAGUAUUAGUUAUAAUCUGGAUUAUCCGCAUUAAGCAUCGGGGGUGAGAAUAAGAAGGGAAUCUUGUCAGGGAGAUUAAGAGGAAAGAUUAGAAGUACAAAACUCUAAAAUGGACUGACGCUCACAGAAGGAGUUUUUAUUUGAAGCUAUCUGUUGAAUCUGUAUAUAAUUGUUUCAUACUGCGUGUUCGUUUGUUCGUACAUUCCAUUUGUGAAGUCGAUUUGUUUGUGUGUUAACAUUUGGCCAUGUAAAGUCAUAGGUUUUGAGGGAAUUGAGAGCAUGAAUAAUAGCAGCUGUUUUAUACUACUGUAGCUAAGCAUGAGCAAUACACAGGAUGCUGGACUUUAACUGAGGAUCACAGAUGCCAUUCACUCUGUAUGUUGUAGCAUUUACAGACAUUAAAUCAUAACCAAGGUACCAUAGAAAUCCUGCCAACUGUCUUUGUAACCGUGUUCUUCUGGAAAUAAUAAAUGCAUCUGUUGCAUGACUGCUACUGCAA